Molecule: messenger RNA, 1873 nt
Organism: Bursaphelenchus okinawaensis
Lineage: Eukaryota; Metazoa; Nematoda; Chromadorea; Rhabditida; Aphelenchoididae
Source: the annotation of a GenBank genome assembly
AUGCUGUGCAGAGUGAUCAGCCAGCUGUUUGACUCCAACUGGUCCUUCAGGUUCCUCUUACUGGUCCAGUUCUUCUUCGCCAGCUUCUCCUUGAUCUGUUUGGUGUGUUUGGGGUUGUUGUUGUCGUUGUGGCGAUGUUACACGCUACAUACGAGGCUGAUGUUGCUCUCGUUCUUGGCUGCCUUUUUGUUUGCUGAUAUUGGUAAGGGGGUGUAGUGCAAUGUAAUUUUAAAUUAUUGUAGAAAUUGUAAUCGUUACAUGUAUAAGUUAUUUAAAAAUUGAUUAAACGCCUUUAGGCGUGUUAUUAACGAGUGUAUAUCAACUACAAGUCCUUCUCUUCCGACCUCUAGAUUCUCGUUGCUACUGGUUUAGCUACACUUAUAAAGACUGUCAUGGUAUGUAUAUUACAGUAAAACGCUUACGGUAUUGUAGUACUUUCAGUUUGUUCAAAAAGUAAAUAUCCUUUCUGAGAUAAUGCAAAUGGUUUUGUUGAAAUAGGUUUUUAAACAAUUUCAGUCCUUUAAUAUCAAGGUUCUACAAACUUUUUGACCUAAUUGUACAAUAUAAUCUGGAUACGAUUAUAGAAUUAGUAUUGCUGUACCUUGACAUUAUUAACUUAUUUUAAAGACUAUAUUUGCAAUUCAGCCCUCCGAUUGCUAUUCAACAUCUCGGCCGUAGCCAUAUUCACAUCGUCCACCGUGUUCACGCUGAAGUCACUUCUGAUUUGGGGUUUAAAACUAAAGAAAAAUAGCAAAAAAUAUCUGACAUUGGCCUUGAUAUGUAUACAUUGGGUAGUAGCUACAGUAAUCGGCUUAGAUGUCAAUGGAUUCUUCGACAAGUCAGUCCAGCCAAAGGUGCACCAGCCUCACUGCUCGGCUCUGGUACCUACUCCAACUCAGUUCAGGUCGCUCUUCUUUCCUCUCAUGACAUUACACAUCUUCACCCUGUUCGUGUACACCUUCUUCGUUGUGUAUAUCAACCGCAAAAAGGUGGGUUGUGUUUUACAUUAUAUCUAAAUUACUUUACUAGUAAUUUCUAAAGUUGAUGUUAUUACAUAAUUUACUUUAGUAGGUAAAGUAAUCUUAUUGUAGGAUUUUAAAAAAGUUAAAGAUAGCCUAUACUUAAGAUAAACUCUGUUUUUGUAGAUUCUGAAGCGACUAGAGAAAGUAAACAAAGUACUAUACGAGAAUGUGACAUACUCAGAAGUUACAUUUCCGUUGGUAUGUGUUACUGUAACUUUGUAUGUCACGAGUAUCGUACUCGAUGACAGUUUCUUACGUAUCAUCUUGUCAUUGUUUGGUCAAGACUACAGUAAUUCUUCAAACUUUUCUCAGAUUUUAUGGUAUGAAACGCAGGUAUGUUAUCUUCUUAUAUUAUACUACACAUUCCUGUUUAUCAUGGUAUACAGUAAAUUUGAUAGCAGAAGAUUGUACUAAAUUACAAUCAAGGAUAGGAAGAUGGUUUUAUAUUGUGAGUAUCUCACAAUAAUAUAAAAAAAUGUAUUUUUACAUUAUUUUAGACGGCAGUAAUCCCCCUGGCAAGUCUUCUUGUGUUUGGAAUCUUAAUCAAGAAGAUAUGGCCACAGAACGAUGUAGAAUACCAUCAGGAGACUCUAGCUCGAACGAUUGAUGGAGGCUACGACCAGCCUUCAGAUGCCCUCAGUUUUCACAGCCUUGAAGGCACGUUGAAGUGUAACAAGGACGUGCGACAACAAUGUGCUGACAUAUGUGCCAAGAUACCACAACACACGUCACCGUCCAUCUCAACGUUCUUGUCUUCUGAUUCCUCCGUGGUUUCUCAGAAGACCGUGUCUUCGCCAAAUGUAUUACGGAAGGAACAUACGAUGAUAAGAGAGGGUAGUCAAGAGGCUUGA